AUGAGGCUGGCAGAGGGACAGGUCAUCCUCAAGGCCGCCGUCUGGCUGCUCGGGUUCUGGGCGCUCCUGGCUCCAGUCCAGUCUUCUCAAGGCCGCCCCUCAUGGCGCUAUGUCUCCUCAGAGGUGGUGAUUCCUAGGAAGGAGAUGCACCAUGGCAAAGGCGUUCAGGUGCCAGGCUGGCUCUCCUACAGCCUGCGUUUUGGGGGCCAGAGACAUGUCAUCCACAUGAGGCGCAGGAAGCUUCUUUGGCCCAGACAUCUGCUGGUGAUGACUCAGGAUGACCAAGGAGCCCUGCAGAUGGAUUUCCCCUACAUCCCUCCAGACUGUUACUACCUGGGCUACCUGGAGGACAUUCCUCUAUCCAUGGUCACCGUAGACACGUGCUAUGGAGGCCUCGAAGGGAUCAUGAAGUUGGAUGACCUCGCCUAUGAAAUCAAACCCCUCAAGGAUUCCAGCAGGUUUGAACAUGUUGUUUCUCAGAUAGUGGCCGACACCAAUGCAAUGGGUCCAAUGUAUAGACUAGGACACCGGGAUGUCAUAGACCCCCUCUUCUCUGUGGCAAACGCCAGUGGGGCACCCAGGAUCUCUAGCACGUUGUAUUCAUCCCAUGAAGCCAUUGUGAAAGGACAUAUACAGGCUGCCAAUUCAAUCUAUCGUAUAUUCAACAAUGUUACAUCAUGUGUAACGUAUUUGAUACGUAUCUCCAGGCUACUUGACAGCUUUUUACAUAAUUUGCAUUUUGGGUAUUAUUUUUAUUUGAUGACCAUUUAUAAUCAAAAUGAUCCAGUCUCCUCCUACAAUGAUUUUAGAGUGCCAGGAAGUCCAAUGUAUAAUUAUUAUAAGCAAGUCUUUUUUGAUAAUUAUCAGCCCCAUUCUUCAGUAAUAAUCAUUAAAGAUAGACCACAUGAAGCUGACUUUGAGCCGGAUGAUUAUGGCCUGUGCUCUGCCACUGGCCUCAUCUUUACUGGUGAACUAGGCAGGCAUUAUUUAUUGUUGUCUAUCAUAGUAACCAAUCAAAUUGGGAGAACUAUUGGCCUUGCUUACGAUUCCCCAGAUGACUGCGUAUGCCAGAGAAGGACGUCCUGUAUCAUGUUCCGAUUCCCUGGACUGACGGACGCGUUCAGUAAUUGUUCUUAUCUGCAUGUUCAAAACAUAGUAAACCAUCGACGCUGGUGCGUUUUCCAUCAAUCCCGGCGUGUUUUAAAUGAAACGGACGUUCGUUGUGGAAACUAUAGAGUGGACAGGACUGAGCAGUGUGACUGUGGCUCCUUCAAGCAGUGUUAUGACACUGCGUGCUGUACUAGUGACUGUCAGUUAACACCUGGAAGCGCCUGUCAUGUAGGAGCUUGCUGUACGAACUGUACCUACUCUCCUAUUGGGACUCUGUGCAGACCUAUCCGAAAUAUAUGUGAUCUCCCCGAGUACUGCCAGGGUGACACCUUUACAUGCCCUGACGACUUUUACAUGCAAGAUGGCACCCCGUGCACUGAAGAGGGCUACUGCUAUAAAGGAAAUUGCACAGACCGCUCUAUGCACUGCAAGGAAAUCUUUGGUGCACAUGCUCACAACGCUGAUGAGACGUGCUAUAGUAUAAAUACAGUAGCCAACAGAUUUGGCCACUGUUUUAGAUAUGAAGAGUCCUUCACUUAUGGUCGUUGUGACAACAGAGACAGGAUGUGUGGGAGGCUGCAAUGUACGAACGUCACCCACAUUCCCCGAUUACAGGAACACGUCUCGUUCCAUCACUCUUUAAUAGACGGGGUCCCCUGUUUGGGGGUGGACACACACCGUUCGACAGGGUCAUUAGAUGUUGGACACGUGAGAGCGGGUACACCCUGUGCUCCUGAUAUGUUCUGUAAAGAUAACCAUUGCAAUGAGACGAUGAGUUCACUGAAUUACGACUGUGUCCCUGAGAAGUGCAGUUUUAGAGGAGUUUGCAACAAUAGGAAGAACUGUCACUGCCAUGUGGGCUGGGACCCUCCACUGUGCCAAAGAAAGGGUGCUGGUGGGAGUCAGGACAGCGGACCCCCUCCGAGAAGAGUGCGCUCGGUAACACAGAGCAAGCAAGCAUUGGUAUAUUUGAGACUGGUCCUUGGUCGUAUUUAUGCCUUAAUAGCUGUACUGCUUAUUGGGGUGGCCACAAAUGUGCGAUCUAUAAGUACCACGACAGUUAAGGAAGGGACAUAUUCUGAGCCUGAAGGUAAAAAAAUAAGAAAUACUGAGCCUGAAUAA
Molecule: messenger RNA, 2232 nt
Organism: Galeopterus variegatus (Sunda flying lemur)
Lineage: Eukaryota; Metazoa; Chordata; Mammalia; Dermoptera; Cynocephalidae
Product: disintegrin and metalloproteinase domain-containing protein 21-like
Exons: 1
Coding region: 1-2232 (743 amino acids)
Biological process (GO): proteolysis; male gonad development
Cellular component (GO): sperm head plasma membrane; plasma membrane; external side of plasma membrane
Molecular function (GO): metalloendopeptidase activity
Source: RefSeq, a predicted model, not a curated record